GGGAGGAGACAGGAGAAAGCUGGUUGGUUGCAAUUGUCAAUGAAAAAUCCGACGACGGUGUAAGAGAGAGGAAGGAGAAACAUGGGUUGGCUUCCUUGUUCUGGGAAGGGUAAAGCUAAAUCGAAGAAGAAGAUGAAGCAGACGACACUUGAUCAGGUGAAGCCCAAGGAACUGAUGAAAGUUUCCUCCUUGAGUGAGAAAGAGGAAUCUAAAAAGGAAGGGUCUGGACACAUUGCGGUGAAGACUUUUGCAUUUCGUGAGUUGGCAAAUGCCACUAAAAAUUUUAGGGGUGAAUGUCUUCUUGGGGAAGGAGGAUUUGGUAGAGUGUAUAAAGGCCGUCUUGAAAGCACUGAUAAGGUUGUAGCAAUUAAGCAACUUGAUCGUAAUGGGUUGCAAGGGAACAGGGAAUUUCUUGUUGAAGUGUUAAUGUUAAGUCUACUUCACCACCCUAACCUUGUUAACCUAAUUGGGUAUUGUGCUGAUGGAGAUCAAAGGCUUUUGGUUUAUGAAUAUAUGCCCUUGGGGUCUUUGGAAGAUCAUUUACAUGAAAUUUCACUGGGUAAGAAACCGCUUGACUGGAAUACAAGAAUGAAAAUAGCUGCGGGGGCAGCAAAAGGAUUAGAGUAUUUGCAUGAUAAAGCCAAUCCCCCUGUUAUAUAUCGAGAUUUAAAAUGCUCCAACAUAUUGCUUGGUGAAGGGUAUUAUCCUAAGUUAUCUGAUUUUGGGUUAGCCAAACUUGGUCCUGUUGGGGAUAAUACCCAUGUAUCUACAAGGGUCAUGGGAACGUAUGGUUACUGUGCUCCAGAAUAUGCAAUGACGGGUCAACUAACUCUAAAAUCGGAUGUUUAUAGCUUUGGGGUGGUUCUUCUGGAAAUCAUUACUGGCAGGAGAGCCAUUGACACCUCAAAGGCUGCCGGAGAGCAGUAUCUAGUAGCAUGGGCAAGACCAUUAUUUAAAGACAGAAGAAAAUUCUCACAGAUGGCUGAUCCCAUACUCCAAGGUCAGUAUCCUCCAAGGGGGUUGUACCAAGCUCUUACAGUGGCAGAAAUGUGUCUGCAGGAUCAGCCAAAUUUGCGACCAGUCAUUGCCGAUGUGGUAACAGCUCUGAGUUACCUUUCUUCACAAAAAUAUGAACCCGAUACGCAGUAAGUCCAAAGCUCCCACCUGGCUCCUGGGCAGAAGUGACAGUGGAUCUGAAACAAAUUAAAGCAGAACGUUAAUUUGAUCCUGUUUAUUGCUACCCUUGCAACCAGGAAUAUCCGCUGUUACUGAUUGGGGAGUGAGUUUUGUAGCGUAAAUGUAAAGAAAUUUCAGUGAUUCAGCAUUAUGUUCAUGGAUGCUUUCAAUUUUUGCUGGAAUAACAGCAGCAAUUGUAUGAUUAUAUGCUUAUUGUUUGAAACUAUAUAACCUGCUUUCCCCAGUGUAUAUUAGAUUUUAUUUGUCAUCACAUAUUCAAAUAAUUUGAUGCCUUCUCC
Messenger RNA from Rubroshorea leprosula, 1475 nucleotides. NCBI's taxonomy places the organism in Eukaryota, Viridiplantae, Streptophyta, Magnoliopsida, Malvales, Dipterocarpaceae. The record is from the annotation of a GenBank genome assembly.